Messenger RNA from Dovyalis caffra, 327 nucleotides. The record is from the annotation of a GenBank genome assembly. Lineage: Eukaryota; Viridiplantae; Streptophyta; Magnoliopsida; Malpighiales; Salicaceae.
AUGACUUCAGAUGUCACGGAGAUAUCUGGAAGGUCAUUUGAUUACAUAAUAGUAGGGGAAGGCACCGCUGGAUGCCCCAUAGCAGCAACACUUUCAGAUAAAUUCUCUGUGCUCUUGGUAGAACGAGGAGGCUCGCCAUAUGAAAAUCCGUUGAUAUUGGAUAAGAAGUUCUAUGGAUUCCCAUUGUUUCAAUCCAACGAAUUCUCGUCAGUUGCUCAAAGUUUCGUCUCCAAGGACGGCGUUUCCAACCGCAGAGGGCGAGUUCUUGGAGGAUCGUCAGCAAUAGAUGUCUGGUUCUACAGCAGAGCUAGUGACGCUUUUGUUUGA